AUGAGUUUAGCUGUACUUGGCAAUCAAUCACUCGAUGAACUUCAAUCACUUGUUAUUAAAAGUUUUAAAGAAGUACAAAAUAAAAAUCUGGAAAAACCAAAAUAUCCUUCUGAUCCAUAUGGUGAAAGCAAACGAAAAACAAUUUGCUAUCAUGUUCCUGUGAACGAAUCUCGUCAAUUAACAAUCAAUUGGGUUAUACCUGAUCAAAGAGAAUUAUAUUACUGCAAACCUGAAUUAUAUCUAUCACAUUUAAUUGGACAUCAAGGCGAUGGUUCAUUAUCGUCAUAUUUAAAAACAUUGGGUCUUGCUAUUGAAUUGGUAGCUGGUGAAAGUCAUUCUGCACCUGGAUUUAAUUUUUUUUCUAUUGAUAUUCAACUAACUAUUGAAGGAUUGAAUCAAUGGGAACGAAUUCUUUAUAGUGUUUAUCAAUAUUUGGCUAUGUUACGUAAAGAAGGACCAAAAGAAUGGAUUUUUAAUGAAGGCAAAAAUAUAAAUCAAAUGGAAUUUCAAUUUGAAGAAAAAGGACAACCGCGUCAUAUUGUAUCAAAUUUAGCUGGUAGAAUGAGGGAUUAUCCAUUAAGUGAAUGUUUAUCCGGUCCAUAUGAAAUGCGUGAAUUUCGUCCAGAUUUAAUAAAUGAACUUCUUAAUGAAUAUUUAAUUCCAACUAAAAUGAGAGUAUUUCUCACAAGUAAAAAGUUUCUAUCAAUUGCAACAGAAAAAGAAAAAUGGUAUGGUACACAAUAUAAACAAGAAUAUUUAUCAGAAGAACUAAUUAAACAAUGUGAAACAUGUGAAAUUAAUUGUGAAUUUUAUUUACCAACACCAAAUCAAUUUAUUCCAACAAAUUUUCAAUUAUUUUCUAAAAAGAAAAAUCUUGCACGACCACAAAUACCAACAAAGAUUAAAGAAAAUGAAUAUUAUCGUCUUUAUUAUGCUGAAGAUUCAUUUUAUAGAUUUCCUAAAGCUUAUAUUUAUUUUGAAUUUCGAAAUCCAUUAGUAUGUGUUGAUCCAAUACAUUCCAAUUUGACUACACUUUAUGUUGAAUUAAUAAAUGAUUCAUUAAUUGAAUUUGUCUAUUCAGCACAACUUGGAGGUUUAGACUAUGAAUUAUAUGAUUGUAAUGAUAGUAUUCAAUUAAGUAUUUCUGGAUUUAAUCAUAAAAUAAAAGAAUUACUUAAUAUAAUUAUUGAUCAUAUGAUUAAUAUUAAAAUAGAAGUAGAACAAUUUGAAAUAAUUAAAGAAAAAUUUAAACAGUCAUUACAAUUUUUUCGUCGUUGUGUUCCUUCUACAAUGGCAAAGUUUGGUCUUACGUAUUUAACAGCUGAAUAUGACUGGAAUAAUAAUGAAUUACUUAGUUGUCUUGAUGGUACAUUGAAAAAAGUUAAUUUUGAAAAAAAGAAUUUCUUCAUUUUUCUUUGUUACGAUAUUACAAUGCAUGAUGUAGAAUCAUUCAUUACUCGAGUAUUAAAACAUUUUUAUAUUGAUUCAUUAAUGUAUGGAAAUUUAACAAAAAAUCAAGCAAUUGAAUAUAUGACUUUAGUUGAACAAAAAUUUAAAGAAAAAUCUUUUUAUCAACCACUUUUUCCUAGUAUGUGGUUUAAUCAACGUGAAUUAGCAUUACCUAAUGGUUGUAAUUAUGCAUAUACAAUGUUUAAUGAUGCAUAUAAAUUAAAUGCAAUCAUUAUAUAUUUACAAUGUUUUCAAGAAACACCUGAAAAUAACGCUUUACUUGGAUUAUUUUCUUAUUUAGUUAAGCAACCUUGUUUUAAUCAAUUACGAACUAAAGAACAAUUAGGUUACGUCAUUAAUUCACAAUUAUGGCGUUCAUGUGGUGUACAAGGUUUUAGUGUUACUGUCCAAUCAGCUCGAGAACCUGGUUAUAUUAACCAACGUAUUGAAUUAUUUAUUGAUUCGAUAAGAGAUUAUAUUUCAACAAUGUCUGAUGAACUAUUUAAAAAACAACGCGAAGGUUAUAUCGUUAAAAACGUGGAAAUACCAAAAAACAUGCAUGAUCAAGGAAAUCGUUUUUGGAAUGAAAUAACUAAUCAUCAAUUUUAUUUCGAUCGUCCUUCACGUGAAACUGAAAUAAUAAAAACAUUAGAACGUGAUGAUUUACUUCGUUUCUAUGAUCAUUACAUAUCACCACGUUCAAAUUAUCGACGUAAAUUAUCUGUUCAUGUUAAUCCAUCUUCAUUUGCACUCCAAAUGCAAACUAAUGAAACAAAUACUAUCGAAAAUGAAGAUGAAUUAACAGAUAUUAUUCAUGAAGAAUCGUCUUCAAUUAUUAAUGAAGAAGAUGUUGCUGUAACUACUGAAACAAGUCAUGAGUCAAUUCAAUCAACUGAACAACUACCUAUUAUUGAUAAAUUAACUGAAAUAGAAAAUAUUUUAGCUAAACAAGAGAUUGAUUUACCAGAGUUUGAAUGGAUCGGCAAUGUUCAUAUAUGGAAAAGUAAAUUGUUAUGUUAUCCACUUGCUCAAUCAUAUGAAAAACUUGAUGUACCUGUUCUCUAUAAAUUAUAA
Molecule: messenger RNA, 2523 nt
Organism: Rotaria sordida
Lineage: Eukaryota; Metazoa; Rotifera; Eurotatoria; Philodinida; Philodinidae
Source: the annotation of a GenBank genome assembly